AUGAAGGCUACUAGUGAGCUGAGACGGAGUGAUAGGCGAGGAGCCAAGCCCAACCAUUUGCUGUACAUGGCUAUGAAGAUUCUGCGUCUUCGAGUUACCGAAGGGUUACAGCAUGUCUUCAAAAGCGUGGGAACCGCGAACAUAACGCGAGGACAGCUCAACGACCGAGCUUUCGUGGAAGGUCUUAUGGAACGGAACCUGUCGUUUAUGAAGUCGAUACCAAAUUCAGUGCAAUAUUGGUAUCAAAGGAAACAGGACCUUUUCGCCAUGAUACGACAGUUGGGGAAGCCAACAAUGUUCCUGACUCAGAGCGCCAGUGAAACUCAAUGGCCUCUUUUGUUGAAGCAGCUACACAAACUCUCCAGUGAGUAUAACGGCAUUGCUUUAACAGACCCGCUGCAGGAGUUGAGUGCUCUACAGCGAGCAACGUUGGUCAAUGAUGAUGCCGUCACGUGCUGCUUGUACUUCAACAAGCUUGUCGAUGUUCUCAUGACGAUCCUUUCUUCACCAAGGUUCAGCCCGUUGGGAAAGCAUUACGUCGUGGACUCCUUCAAGCGCAUCGAGUUUCAGCAUCGCGGCAGCCCACAUGCACAUAUCAUGCUUUGGCUCGCAAACGAUCCUAACGAAACUGUUUCUGAAGAUAUGCCUGUUACAAUGGAGCUUAUUAGGAAAGUUAGUUCCAUCAGCGCUGUGCAUUUACCGGAAACGAUCAAGAAGCAGAUUCAUGACCACACGCGUACUUGUUACAAACGUAAUGAAAAGCGUUGCAGGUUUAACAUACCGUACUGGCCAAUGAACGAAGAGCGUACACUGAUUCCUCUCACCGCUGAUGAUAGUCGCCGUGAUCGAUUGAGGAAGCGUGCCUCGGAAAUGAGACAAGUUUUGGAAACCAAGGCAUUUGACACGUUAGAGGAGUUUCUAGACGACUGUAAAUGUACAUACGAGUACUACCUUGAUGUUCUGCGUUCUUCGAUUAAACGACCAACGAUCUUCCUGAAGCGAGCGAUGAAUGAGCUAUGGACGAAUCCUUUCAACCCAUGGAUUGCUCAAAAGCUUCGUUCUAACAUGGAUUUGCAGUUCAUCCUCGACGUGUACUCAUGUGCGUGUUACUUGGUUGACUAUGUCAACAAGUCGAACCGCGGUAUAAGUGGAUUGCAUCGAGAGCUUAUCGCUCUGCAAGAGCAGUAUCCGGAUCAAGAUUACACGGCGUUGCUGAAGAAGGUUUGUUUGAAAAUGUUGAACUCUGUGGAGAUGUGUGCCCAGGAAGCUGCAUGGGUACUUCUGCGAUUGCCUAUGUCUGAAGCCAGCAGGAAAGUUCAAUUCUUGCCAACGAUGUGGCCUCAUGAAAGGAUAAGAUCUAGGAAACAGUACAGGCAGAUGGAUGAAGAGGAAAUCGAUGAGGAUUCGACUGAUGUGUGGACCAAGAACAUUAUCCAGAAAUACGAAGAGCGCGAUGGCUUAGAAGAUGUUUGUUUAGCUGACUUCGCAGCACGGUACACUCAAAGAAGAGGUACUAACACCUACACUUUCCGGAAUGUUCCACGAAUAUUGAGAUGGCGUGGCUACAGCAUGAACGAGUUGGCUGAGUACAAGCGUGAAUCGGUACUUUUGUUUUGGCCAUUCAGAAACGAAGUCUGCGACAUUCUGGAUGGCAACAAGUUUCUUCAGCUUUAUGAUACGAAUGAGGCAGAUCUCUUGAGAAAACGAAGGGAAUAUGACUGCGAGCUGAAUUUGGAACAGACUGUAGAGGAAUACCUUCGUACUUGUGAGAACGAAGAGGUUGGUGAGCAGGAGAAUGCCGCUACAGAGAAAAAUGAUGAAUUUGUGCGAACGAUCAUCAUGGAGCCCAACAACGACGAUAUUGAACAUUUGCCCACAGGAGCACUGAAUGCUGUCAUCAGGCAACGUACUAAUGUCAUGUCGAAAGAAGAUUACUGUGCAAUGGUGAGGACAACCAAUGCUGAGCAGCGCGACCUCAUCCUGCAAAUGAUCCACAGUUUGCACAGUUACGAUGAAAGCAGCAAGCCGAUGCAGAUUUUCUUUACUGGACCUGCUGGGUGCGGUAAAACAUUCACUCUGCGCAUUUUAAUGGAGACGAUAAAUCGCUACAGUCAAGCCCACAACGCGCAGAAGAACGCCUUUGUGGCGUGUGCUUCCACCGGAAAAGCAGCCGUUGCUAUAGGAGGAACAACCGUUCAUUCAGCGUUUCGGAUCACUAUGUCAAGGCGAGCCAAUUCGAAACUCAGCUUUGAGAUGCUGCAGUUAUACCGCAAUGCUUUUGCAAACAUUAAGGCGGUCAUAAUCGAUGAAGUUAGUAUGAUUGGUGCGGAUAUUCUCAACACCAUUCAUGCGCGUCUUCAGGACAUUAGUGGCAAUUAUGAUGAUCCAUUUGGCGGAAUUAACAUCGUAUUCUGUGGAGACUUGCGACAAUUGCCACCCGUCAAUGCAAGGCCUGUUUACAAGCCUACAGGUAAUUCCUUUCACGGUGCUGUUCUUUGGCAAGCAUUGGAUUUCUUACCGCUUGUUAAGGUGAUGCGGCAGACAGAUGUAGAGUUCUCCAGUAUACUCACUAAGAUUGGUAAUGGCCAGCAAAUGACUGCUGAGGAGACCAAACUGAUUGAAAGUCGGUUCCGUACUGUAGAGUGGUGUAAACAAAACGCAGCAGGAGCAAUAAGGCUUUAUCAUCGGAAUGCGGAUGUUGAAGCAUACAACAACGAAGUUCUGCAUAAUCAGGAUGCUCUGGACUGUAUAGCGGAUGACGUUUUUGCGGGAUACAAGGACGCUGGUCAACUGGCAAGCUCUCGCAUCAAGCUCUACAAGAUGAGCGUCGUGGAAACCGGUGGGUUACCGUAUUUGCUACGCCUUUCCGUUGGUAUGCCAUACAUGAUUACAACCAACGUCGAUGUAGUAGAUGGCGUAGUGAAUGGUGCGAUAGGUGAGCUGAAAUAUAUUGAAAAGGAUGAAGACGGCUCAGUUGUGAAACUAUGGUUCAAGUACGACAACGAGACGAUAGGUGCUGCGUUGAGGAUCAAAUCGCGACCAACUGUCUAUUCAAGGCCAGGAAUUCUGCAACCCGAUUGGACUCCUAUUGCAAAGCGUUCAGGUAACAUAAAGCUAAGCAGCAUCAUUAAAUGCAAACGCAUACAGUUUCCGGUGGUUAGUGCCUGUGCGUUAACAGUUCAUAAGUCGCAAGGUGGCACUUUCUCCGAGGUCGUGUAUGAUUAUGACAAGAGUCAAGAUCAGCAAUUGGUGUACGUUGGCUUGUCACGUGUUACGACGCUUCAAGGCCUUUACUUGACGAACUCCGCAAACUCGUUUAAAUUUCAUCAUGCUAAGGGUAGCAACUCACCAAAGAUGGUGGAUUUAAGGAACGAGUUGUUGCGUUUGAGUAAUCACCGACUGCGUACACUAGGAGAUGAACUGAGUGAAGUAGUUGAAAACAGCGGCUCUGCAUGUACAUUGAUGAGCCUCAAUGUACAGAGUUUGAACGCUCACGCGCAGAACAUAGCGACUGAUCGAAUCCUUUCAAGCGUAGAAUUUCUCGCUCUGAAUGAAACCUGGAUGGAUGCUACCUCUCCAAUAGAGAUUGAUGGAUAUAAGCGCAUCACCCAGUGCAAGCGAAUGGGUAUGAGAGCGGCUGGAGUUGCGAUCUAUCAGAAGGAAACGGCAUCAACCGUGGCUGUUCCGCAUCCCAUCAAGCAACUCGGUGAGGAUCGAGACGAGACGUUUGCUGAAGUGAUCAACUAUGGAGACAUAUGUGCAGCAACGGUUAAUAUUAUGGGAACCGAAGCAGAAAUCCAAACUGAAACGGAGCUUGUCUCUCAGCUCAGCGUUUAA
Aedes albopictus (Asian tiger mosquito) is the source of this 3837-nucleotide messenger RNA. RefSeq lists its product as uncharacterized. Gene Ontology annotation, biological process: telomere maintenance; DNA repair. Lineage: Eukaryota; Metazoa; Arthropoda; Insecta; Diptera; Culicidae. Gene Ontology annotation, molecular function: DNA helicase activity. Bases 1 to 3837 code for a protein of 1278 amino acids. The transcript is spliced from 2 exons. The record is from RefSeq and is a predicted model, not a curated record.